This is a messenger RNA of Akanthomyces muscarius, 1086 nucleotides long. RefSeq lists its product as uncharacterized. Gene Ontology annotation, cellular component: membrane. Lineage: Eukaryota; Fungi; Ascomycota; Sordariomycetes; Hypocreales; Cordycipitaceae. Gene Ontology annotation, molecular function: amino acid transmembrane transporter activity. Bases 1 to 1086 code for a protein of 361 amino acids. The record is from RefSeq and is a predicted model, not a curated record. The transcript has 4 exons. Gene Ontology annotation, biological process: amino acid transmembrane transport.
AUGUCCGAUGAUGGCACGAUGAGAGUCUCUGAGGAGCCAAUGGGUGCAGAUCCGGCCAACUCGCGCGGCGAGAUGCAGCACGGGCAUGCCGCUGCGCAGACGAGGCUCAAGAACCGACACCUGUACAUGAUUGCCAUGGGAGGAUGCAUUGGCACGGCGUAUCUGGUCGGCUCCGGCAGGACCCUGAGCAGAGGCGGCCCCGCGCUCGCUCUCGCCGGCUUCGUCACCACCAGCGCCACGGUCUGGGUCUUUGCGACGCUCAUGUUCGAGAUGGCCGCGUGCAUGCCGCUGCACGGCGCCGGCGCGGACACGUACGCGACGCGGCUCCUCUCCCGGUCCUUUGGGUUCGCCAUGGGCUGGAACUACUGGUACGCGUACGCGAUGCUGGUGCCGUUCGAGGUCACCGCCGCGACGCUCGUCGUCGGGUACUGGAGCCCGCCCGUGCCGGACGCCGUCCUCAUCACGAUCCUCGUCGUCGCCGUCGCUGGGCUCAACUACCUGCCGGUCGGGCACUCGGGUGAGGCCGAGUUUGUCUUUUCCUCGCUCAAGCUCGGCAUGCUCACGGGCAUCAUGGUCUUGUCGGUCGUCGUUGCCGCGGGGGGCGGGCCGACGGGCGAUCGCCUGGCGUUUCGGUACUGGCGCGAUCCCGGCCCGGCGAACCCGUGGCUCGUCGCGGGCGGCAAGGGCGAGCUCGUGAGCUUCAUCGGCGUUCUUGUCAGCGUCGUUCUCCCACUCUCCUUUCUGGGCGAAAUGGUCGCCAUGUGCGGAGGCGAGACGGAGGAGCCGCGAAGAACGAUUCCCAGAGCGUCCAGGGCCCUCCUGGCGCCGGGGCCGGGUCGUCGCCUUUCGUCAUUGGCAUCAAGGCGGCGGGCAUCCCCGUCCUGGACCACAUUGUCAAUGCCGUCAUCCUCUGCUCGGCGUGGUCUGCCGGCAACGUCUACAUGUACAUGGCGUCGCGCUCCAUGUACUCGCUCGCCGUGGCGGGCAACGCGCCCGGGAUCUUUGCCCGGCGCAACAAAUGGGGCGUGCCGCACUGGGCGGUCACGAGCUGCACGGGGCUCGCCCUGCUCGCCUAUCUCAACGUGA